AUGAUAACAAUCAGCGAGAUUCCAGUUUCCAAACGGAACCAUUUCUCUAAUGCACCAAACCAGCACAAAUACCGCAAGCGGAAGUUUGAGUUCUCAUUGGGCUUCCUUCUGCUCCAGCUGCAGGAUACAGUGACCAUUGAAGAUGUGGCUGUGGUCUUCACCCACGAAGAGUGGGAUUUGCUGGAUCCUACUCAGAGGAAACUCUACAGAGACGUGAUGAUGGAAACCUUGAGAAACCUGGCUUCAAGAGAGAAGCCUUCUGAAAGUAAGAAAGCAAUUCCUGAGGCUUCCUCCCUCCCUCAACGUGUAAGUAGUCACAGUGGAGAGAUGCCUUAUGAAUGUAAAGAGUGUGGGAAAACUUUUAGAGAAUCCUCAGACCUGAGUGCACAUAGAAGAAUCCACAGUGGAGAGAGUUCCUAUGAAUGUAAGGAAUGUGGGAAAGCCUUUCCUCGACUCUCAAACCUCACAAGACAUAGAAUAAUCCACAGUGGCGAGAGGCACUAUGAGUAUAAAGAAUGUGGAAAAGGCUUUAUUUCAUCCACUGCCCUCACUGCACAUAAGCAAAUUCAUAGUGGAGAGAGGCCCUAUAAAUGUAAGGAGUGUGGGAAAGCCUUUCUCCGAGAGUCAACCCUCAGAACACAUAGAAGAAUCCACAGUGGAGAGAGGCCCUAUGAAUGUAAGGAGUGUGGGAAAGCCUUACUCCGACUGUCAACCCUCAGAACACACAGAAGAAUCCACAGUGGAGAGAGGCCCUAUGAAUGUAAGGAGUGUGGGAAAGCCUUUAUUAGAUUAGAACACCUUACAACACAUAGAAGAAUCCACAGUGGAGAGAGACCUCAUGAAUGCAAGGAAUGUGGGAAAUCCUUUCAUCGACUUUCACACCUCACAAGACAUAGAAGAAUCCACAGUGGAGAGAGGCCCUAUGAAUGUGAGGAGUGUGGGAAAGCCUUUGUCCAAGCAUCAACACUCAGAACACACAGAAGAAUCCACAGUGGAGAGAGGCCAUAUGAUUGUAAGGAGUGUGGGAAAGCCUUUCUCCAAGCGACAAACCUCAGAACACACAGAAGAAUCCACAGUGGAGAGAGGCCCUAUGAAUGUAAGGACUGUGGGAAAGCCUUUCGCCAAGCGACAGUCCUCAGAACACAUAGAAGAAUCCACAGUGGAGAGAGGCCCUAUGAAUGUAAGGAAUGUAGAAAAGCCUUUAUUUCAUCCACAGAACUCAAUGCACAUAAGCGAAUUCAUACUGGAGAGAGGCCCUAUAAAUGUAAGGAAUGUGGGAAAGCCUUUCUCCGAGCAUCAAACCUCAGAACACAUAGAAAAAUCCACAGUGGAGAGAGGCCGUAUGAAUGUAAGGAAUGUGGGAAAGCCUUUCUCCGAGCGUCAUCCCUCAGAACACACAGAAGAAUCCACAGUGGAGAGAGGCCCUAUGGGUGUAAGGAGUGUGGGAAAGCCUUUAUUCAAUUAGCACACCUCACAAAACAUAGAAGAAUCCAUAGUGGAGAGACACCUUAUAAAUGCAAGGAUUGGGGGAAAUCCUUUCAUUGA
Chrysochloris asiatica (Cape golden mole) is the source of this 1545-nucleotide messenger RNA. Its product is annotated as zinc finger protein 420-like. Gene Ontology annotation, cellular component: nucleus. Gene Ontology annotation, biological process: regulation of transcription by RNA polymerase II. Lineage: Eukaryota; Metazoa; Chordata; Mammalia; Afrosoricida; Chrysochloridae. The record is from RefSeq and is a predicted model, not a curated record. Gene Ontology annotation, molecular function: DNA-binding transcription activator activity, RNA polymerase II-specific; RNA polymerase II cis-regulatory region sequence-specific DNA binding. The coding region runs from base 1 to 1545 and encodes 514 amino acids. The transcript is spliced from 3 exons.